AAACCAAAAGUCAUGCUCCUGCCCCCCUUUUGCGUCAUCGAUUGUACCCUCAUUCCUCCUUUAGUCGGCACUGACAAAGCGCUGCAUGAAGGCUGUAGGAUUGGUUUAGGCUUUAAUGAAAAAAUAACAAGGAUCUCAGGUUGAAUAUUUAAACUGAAAUAGUAUUAAAAUCUGGAUUUUCUGAUUUAUGGAACGAUGGCCUCAGCUUUUUCGCUGCACCUCGUCCUUGCUUGUCUUUUUCUUUCCCUCCCUCUGGUCAAAGGAGACGUGAGCUACUCGAUUCUGGAGGAGUUGAAACGCGGAUCUGUGAUCGGAAAUAUUGCUAACGAUUUGGGUCUGGACCUGCGCAUGCUGUCUGCUCGGAAGGCGCGGAUCGACACAGAACACGAUGAUGUUAAGUACUGCGGAGUGAAUUACAACACUGGAGAGCUGAUUGUACAAGAGAGGAUCGACAGGGAGGGCCUUUGUUCAAAGAAAGUACCGUGCGUAAUGAAGCAGGAGCUGGUUUUGGAAAAUCCGCUGGAGAUCCAUCGCGUUAAUAUUCACGUUCAGGACAUUAAUGAUAAUUCUCCACAGUUUAAGGAGGGAUCACUGAAACUAGAAAUUAGGGAAUCAGCAGCGAAAGGUGCGACGUUCCUCCUUGAUGAAGCGCACGAUGCAGACGUCGGAGAUAAUGCUGUGCAGGGCUACUCGCUCCAACAGAAUGAUUGUUUCAAAUUAAAUGUGAAAUCAAAAGGUGCUGGACGGAAAUACAGUGAGUUGGUGCUUGAGAAGGAGCUAGACCGAGAGGAGAAAAAAGAAGUCAUUUUGUUGCUGACAGCUUUAGAUGGAGGAUCUCCUCAGAGAUCAGGUACAGUAGUCAUACACGUCACUGUGCUGGAUGCUAAUGAUAACGCCCCAGUGUUCAGUCAGGCUGUUUAUAAAGCCAGUCUGCCUGAAAACUCUCCUUUAGACACGGUUGUUCUUACAGUAACUGCUGCUGAUGCUGAUGAGGGAGUGAAUGGAGAAGUUAUUUACGGGUUUGAUCACGUUUCUGAUGAAAAUCAGAUGUUUUCUUUACAUCCAAAAACAGGUGAAGUUAAGGUAGCGGGAGCUAUUGAUUAUGAAAAAGAAUCAAAAUAUGAAAUGCAGAUCAGCGCUAAAGAUGGCCUAGGGUUGGCGUCUCAUGCAAGUGUUUUAGUUGAAAUAAUAGAUGUAAAUGACAACGCCCCUGUCAUAUAUCUAAAGUCCCUGUCCAACCCGGUACCUGAGAACGCACCACCUGGUACAGAGGUGGGCAUCAUCAACGUGCAGGACAGAGACUCUGAGAAGAACCGACAGGUCCGCUGCUCCAUCCAGCAGAACGUUCCUUUUAAGUUGGUUCCUUCUAUUAAAAACUAUUAUUCUCUGGUGACCACAGGACAGCUGGACCGUGAACUAGUGUCUGAUUACAACAUUACAAUCAGUGCCACUGACGAGGGCUCUCCACCUCUGUCCUCCUCUAAAACUGUUCAGUUAUCUGUAGCUGACAUUAACGACAACCCACCUGUGUUUGAGGAGCAGUCCUACAGCGCUUAUGUGAGUGAAAAUAACAAACCUGGCUCCACUUUAUGUUCCGUUAGUGCUCGAGACCCGGACUGGAGACAAAACGGUACCGUGAUUUAUUCUCUGAUACCUGCUGAGGUGAACGGUGCGUCAGUGUCCUCCUAUCUAUCAGUUAACGGAGACACGGGGGUGAUCCACGCUGUCAGGUCGUUUGAUUAUGAACAGCUGAGGAGUUUUAAAGUCCACGUGAUGGCCAGAGACAACGGUUCUCCUCCUCUCAGCAGCAACGUGACCGUGAGUGUGUUCGUAUCAGAUGUGAAUGACAACUCUCCUCAGAUUCUGUACCCCGCCCCGGAGGGCAGCUCCUUCAUGACCGAGCUGGUCCCCAAAGCUGCACACGGAGGCUCUCUGGUGUCCAAAGUGAUAGCGGUGGACGCGGACUCUGGACAGAACGCCUGGCUGUCCUAUCAGAUAGUCAGAUCCACUGAUCCGGGACUUUUCACUAUCGGUGUGCACAGCGGAGAGAUCAGGAUGCAGCGGGACAUUUCUGAAUCUGACAGCAUGAAACAGAACCUGAUUGUAGCAGUGAAAGAUAACGGACAGCCCUCUCUGUCUGCCACCUGUGCCAUGUAUUUACUGAUUUCUGAUAACUUGGCUGAGGUGCCAGAGCUGAAAGAUAUUUCUUAUGAUGACAAGAACUCCAAACUGACCUCGUAUCUGAUCAUUGCGCUGGUGUGUGUGUCCACCUUCUUCCUGACCUUCAUCAUCAUCAUGCUGGGUGUGAGGUUUUGUCGCAGGAGAAAGCCCAGACUGUUGUUUGAUGGAGCAGUGGCCAUUCCCGGAGCUUAUCUCCCUCCUAAUUACGCAGAUGUUGAUGGAACAGGAACUUUACGCAGCUCCUACAACUAUGACGCCUACCUGACAACAGGAUCUAGAACCAGUGACUUUAAGUUUGUGUCAUCUUACAAUGACAACACGCUGCCUGCUGACCAGACUCUGAAGAAAAGUCCCUCUGAGUUUGCUGAUGUGUUUGGAAGUUGUGAUUCUUCUCCUGAGGUAGGCAAGUCCGUCUUAUUUUCAGCUUUAACCCUCUGGAGGUAGGCGUUGCAUAUUUGCUACGUUAAAACCUACCUGGUUUUCCUCAUAUGUAUUUCAUGAGCAUUUUUUAACUCAGAAUUACACCUGAAGGACUUAGUUGUUCACAUUUUUAUCAAACUUAUUUUGAGCCUGAGAGGGUUACAUUUUAUUCAUUGUCAGAACUAUUUCUAGAAGUGUGGGGGACUGGUUUUAACUUUUCUUUAUAUUCUUACAUCAGCAUAUCAUUUUUCUUUCAUGCUGGUUGCUUUUUUUAAUAUCUUACUCAAUUCAGAUGCUUUGCAUUUAGAAUAUUAUUUUUGAAUAUUUUUCAUAAUCUGAUUAAUAAUUCACAU
Molecule: messenger RNA, 2954 nt
Organism: Nothobranchius furzeri (turquoise killifish)
Lineage: Eukaryota; Metazoa; Chordata; Actinopteri; Cyprinodontiformes; Nothobranchiidae
Source: RefSeq, a predicted model, not a curated record